UUGACGUUUUCAUUCUAAAGUGAGGUUAUAAGUUAUAACAGGUUAUAAUUUAAAAUAUCAAAAAUUGUGAACUUUUAAAAUUGUUUUUGUUAAAAUAAAUCAAUUUUUCGCAUUAAUUUAACGAAACAAUGUCUAAUGAGACAACUGAGAAAAGGCAAUUUACACCACAAGAAUGGGUUUAUUUAACGAAUUACUUCGUAGGAAACAAUUACAGAUACAGAGAGAAUAUAAUCAUACCCAAAAAUUUAGGACCCAUACAAAUAAAAACGAACGAAGAAAAAAUGGUAGAGGCGUUUUUCGAAAGUUGCCCCUUUAAAGUAAUAAUGAGCUGUGUGGCAGGAUAUGGUUUGGGGGCAGUUAUUGGAUUAUUCUCAUCUAGUAUAGGGCCCAGUUCAGCAACAAGUAUAGAAACCCAAACGGCAAGACAGGUUUUUAAGGAAAUGAAAACGACAACUUUAAGUUAUGCCAAGAACUUUGCCUUGAUCGGUGCCGUUUUUUCUGGAGUGGAAUGUACAAUUGAAACGAUGAGGGGAAAAUCUGACUGGAAAAAUGGAACUUAUGCAGGUGCUGUCACUGGAGGAAUGAUAGGAUUGAGAGCUGGUGUUAAAGCUGGCGUAGUUGGAGCUAUAGGAUUUGCAGCAUUUUCAACAGCAAUUGAUUAUUAUAUGCAUUCACGAUCUUGAAAUCCCCCUUUUUUAGUUCACAUUGUAUAUAGUAGGGUAGAUAUAAUUUUUAAGUAAUUAAAAAUGAACUAUAAAAAA
Molecule: messenger RNA, 761 nt
Organism: Sitophilus oryzae (rice weevil)
Lineage: Eukaryota; Metazoa; Arthropoda; Insecta; Coleoptera; Curculionidae
Product: mitochondrial import inner membrane translocase subunit Tim22
Exons: 4
Coding region: 129-683 (184 amino acids)
Biological process (GO): protein insertion into mitochondrial inner membrane
Cellular component (GO): TIM22 mitochondrial import inner membrane insertion complex
Molecular function (GO): transmembrane protein transporter activity
Source: RefSeq, a predicted model, not a curated record